AGCGGGCUGCGCGCGGCCGGGGGGCGGGGGAGGGCGGGCCCCGCGGCCCGGCUCGUGGCCCCGAGUCGUUGGGGAGAGCCCGAGAGGAGCGGAGCCAGAGCCGAGGGGCCGAGGGGGAGGAGGAGGAGGACGAGGAGCAGCCGAGCGGAGCCCAGCCCGAGGAUGGAGCCCAGCCCCAGGAUGGAGCCCAGCCCCUGGAUGGAGCAGCCGCCGGCGGCCCGGCGCUGAGGCGCGGCGGAGGCAUGGGCACCCGGCAGACCAAGGGCAGCCUGGCCGAGAGCUCCGGCGCGCCCCCCGUCGCCGCCGCCCCGGCCCCGGCCCCGGCUCCGGCCCCGGCCCCGGCCCCGGCCGCCCCCCGCCGCCGGAGCUCGGCCCGCGAGCGAGGCGAAUUGUGGGCGGCGCUGCUGCUGCGCCCCGGGGACAAGGCGGCCCGCGCCAGCUCCGGGGCCGGGGCCAGCCUGCCCCCCUACCACCGGCGGGUGUGCAUGAUCCAGGAGCUGCUGGCGCUGGUGCGCCAGGGCCGCCAGGACGAGGCGGGCGAGCUGCUCCGCCACCUGCGCCAGGACUUGGGCAUGGAGUCGACAUCGCUGGAUGACGUCCUCUACCGCUAUGCCAGCUUUCGGAACCUGGUGGACCCCAUCACCCAUGACCUCAUCAUCAGCCUGGCCCGAUACGUGCACUGCCCCAAGCCAGAGGGUGAUGCCCUGAGCGCCAUGGAGAAGCUCUGUCGGCAACUGAUAUACCAUCUCAGCCCUCACUCCCAGUGGAAACGCCAAAGCCUUGUGAAGAGGAGAUCCCAGGCCUCCCUGAAAUCGCUCUUGGUGGGGGUCCCCCAAGAUAACACGGUGGACCUGGCGGGCAUCGCGCUGACAUCCCGCGACGUGGAUCGGCUGAUGGGCUACCUGCAGCGCUGCGGAAACCAGGUGGACAACCUCGAACUGGGCUUCACUGAACUCAGCGACGUGUUCCUCCGGCUGCUGCCAACCAUCAGCUGCCUGCCCCACCUCACCACCCUCUCCCUCAAUGGCAGCUUGACCAAGGCCGUGCUCCGGGACUUCACCGACAUCCUCAAAGACCUCAGCAAGUUCCCCUGUGUCACAUGGAUUGACUUGGGCAAUAACGUGGACAUUUUCUCUCUGCCCCAGCCUUUCCUCCUCAGCCUCCGGAAGCGUUCUCCCAAACAGGGCCAGCUUCCCACUAUCCUGGAGCUGGGCGAGGGGCCUGUUGGGGGAGAGGAAUCCGAGGACAGCCUGCCCCGGCGAGGUGGAGGACUCUGGGGAGACCAUCCAUCUCCUGAGACGAAGAGGAAGCCGCUCGAAGAGGAGUCUGCGACCCCUAUAGUCAGCCAGACAUGACGUGGAGGGAGAGGGUCGGGAUGAUUUGUAUGGAACUGGUACAGAGGGAUGUCACCUGGGCGUCUUCUGACCAAUGACUUCACCAGGAAGCUUCCUCUUUGGGCAACCAUCAGCCUCAUCCAGGUCUCUUGUAGGGCAGAGGGGAGUCGGCGACCUCUCGGGGCAGGUCACCCAGAUUGGGUGGGUCUAACCAAAUGGAGAGCAGCCCCCCACCCAAGCAGAUCAGGAGAGGGGAGUUCGCCGAUCCCCCCCUUCCUUGGGUUUCCGCCUCUGUCCACCUCCCAGGCUCUUGUCUUUUCUCAUCCUCUCUCCCGUGUUGUACGUGCUGUGAUGUUGUCUGCCUCUUAGAAGUCAUCACCGGCUCCAGGAUGCUCCCCUGUCUCUUCUCUGGGCCCCAGCCUGUCCCUCCACCUCUCCUCAUGGAGCGAAGGGGGUGGGAGGUCACUAAAAGGGAGCUUAGAGGUCUUCUAGUUCAACCCCCUUCUUUUACAGCAGGAGAAACUGAGGCCCUCGGUGGAGAAUGGCUUGUUUGGAUCCCAUCAGUAGUGACAGAGCUGGUGUUGGACCCAGGUCCGACAAAGUUACCCCCAGGGCCAAGUAGGCGGGGUGUAGAGAGAGGGGCCCAUUGACCCUGCAGAAACCAGUGGGCCCUGGGUUCGAGAAAUCCAUUUUUGCUUUUUCUAGAGAAGGCCCUGGAAUGCGGGGAAGAAGGGCUCCCAUAGGGACCCACCUUUCAGAGAAAAGGGAAGGGGGGCGGUGCUAAGCACUCAAAAAGAGGAUGAGAAAAAAGGCAUCCCUCUCCUUGGAGAAUGGCCUUUGGAUGCUGGGGUUUAGGAGGGAAGGUGGGCCGAGCCAAGGAUCUCCCCUUCAUCCAGUUUCCCCACACCCCCUCCUCCUAGGGACCAAGCCCUAGGCCUGAAUUCACCUCCAUCCUUUGAUUCAGAAUGCCCCUCCGGAACCUCUGUGCACUCUAGAAGCACUGCCCCUGCCAGGUCAGAACCCCAGCUCUAGAUCCCCAGUGGGGCCUAGUCACUGGAGGACCCCGGGUGGUUGGGAUGGGGGGAGCCCAGGCCACACCUGGAUGCCCAUCACGUCUCAGUGUCUUUGCCCCCAGCAGGCUCAGCCCAGUGCUGGGACCCUGCUGACUUGGGUUUUUUUAAAGGUUGUCUUUUGUACAGUUUCCCAGAAUCCACAGAGCUGAAGAUCAGACUCAGCACCUGUCCGUGACUCUCCCCUCUGCCCCUCCCCGCUCCCAAGUCUGUUUGGGCCGUCUUUGUCCCUGUCACUCUCUCCCACCUGGGUAUGAACAGGCCUGGCCGGACCUCAAAGCUACCCCAGGCUGGCAGUGUCUUCCUCCGUCCGUGGAAAUAAAGACAACCAGCCGGAGUCCAGACAUCGUCUGCUUCCCUAGAGGGUCAGCCGCUGAUGUCAUUUGUCACAGGCUAAUGUCGGUCUGAAGCAUGGCUGCUGAUGGAGGUCUGGUGAUUCCUGGGGGCGUGGGCGAGUGGGGAGGGGGAGGCUAUUGCUCAGGAGGCGUAUCUGCUCCCACUCCCGAAAGGGGAUUUGGAGAACAAGGUGUCCUCCUCCCACCCUGCCCCCCCCUCCCUCCCCUGCCCACAUCGCCAACCCUAGCCAGCAGCUCCGGGCCUCUCUCUGCCAGCCGCCUCCCACCUGCACCCUCGGAGAGACUGCAGUCUGGCUUCAUGAUGGAGAAUGAUGAGAAGAGCUCCCAAGGGCCCCUUUCCAGGCCAGAGCCUCCCCCUCCCCCCCUACCUCCUUCCCCAAAGUGGCAAAUGUAGUGGAGCUGAUUGGAGCUGCUAACAACCAUUAGGAGACUCAUCUCCCUCCCUCCCUCCCUCCCUCCCUCCAUCCCAGAGCAUCAGCCAAGGCUGGCUCCUCUCCACGUUCGGGAAUAUGGGAACCGGGAGCCAGGACACGGCAGAGGUUCCCCACCCACAGCCUGGAUAAGGAGUGCCCUCGGUUACCCGGGUGGGGCUCCUCUGAGCUGGGACCAUCUAGGCAGCGGCUUUAGCUGCACUGGCCUCUUCCUCGUUCCCCCAACCCCACCCUGCCCUUCUCAGAUGCAUCAUGCCUUUCCACCCCCUCCACGGCGGACCCCAGUCACACCAGCCACGUGGGGCCGGGCUUGCUCUCCAGUGUAGACUGGAGGGCAAGGGAAGAGAAGGCAUAGCUUGGAAACAGAGGGACCGGUCCAGCCGCGCCUGGGCAGCUGUCAAAGGGGCAGCUAGGAGGGAAAAGAGGGGAGCUGACAGCGGCUACCUGGGUGACUGGCCCCUUUCAGAACAGUUUUCCCAGCUGGGGGGGAGGCUGCCUGCUGUUCCUGGGGCUAACAAACAGAAAUUAGCCUUUGGGGUGGGAACCAGCUCCCAGCCAGAUUCUGCCCAUAUCUCUAGGGCACCUGGUACUUUGGAAGAAGCACCUCCUUGAGGAUUGAGAGGACCUGGGUUCAAAUCUCACCUCUGAUUUUUUUACUACCUUGGGCAAGUCAUCUACUUCCCUUGGGCCUCAGUUUCUACAUCUGUAAAAUAAGAGGGUUGAGCUAGAGAUGGGCAUCUGGGGUCUCCUCCAGUUCUAGAACAUAGAUUUUAGGUCUUCAAGGGACCCAGAGC
Dromiciops gliroides (monito del monte) is the source of this 3985-nucleotide messenger RNA. It is a transcript of the gene LRRC75A, whose product is annotated as leucine rich repeat containing 75A. NCBI's taxonomy places the organism in Eukaryota, Metazoa, Chordata, Mammalia, Microbiotheria, Microbiotheriidae. The record is from RefSeq and is a predicted model, not a curated record.